AUGGCCCGUCCAGUUGUUCAUAAAACAGCCGAGGCGAAGCUACAAGCUUCGCGUGAAAGGCACCGCUGUCAUUAUGCAAAAGAUGAUAUUUUGAAGAGGCGGAGAGUGCUUCGUAGCUCGAAGACAAAGGAAUCGAAAGAAGCGAAGAAAUUAUCCAAAGAGCUCUUGAAGGCUGUCGCAAAAGCCUUGCGUCGUAGGGAUGAUGAUGAAUCUGAGUCGGAGUCUGAGUCCGAUUCAGAUGAUAACUCGGAGUCAGAAGAUGACGAAAAUAUCAAGCUUGAUGGUCUUCCAGAAUGCUUACGCGUUAUCAAGGACAUCAAGGACAAAAUGCCGGCAAUGAUCGGUGAUAACCCCUGCAAAUUUGUUGAGGGAGUCUUUUGCGACUACGUGAAGAGUUUCCCCGAAGACUCUUCCCCUGGUGAUAUUUCUAUCAUUGAAUCCUCGAUUGCAAAGGUCCAAAAAAUACUCAACCAGGCCAUUCCUGCACAAGAUCAAAUCUUGAAUUUUUGCGGAGUCUCACCUGGCUCUGAGUGGCAUGCUGCUGACUUGGUCACCCGUUUCUUAAGGACCAUGCUCGCAUAUCUAGAGGACAUCGAGGGUCUGAUUUUUCUUGGAGGAGUUUGCGAGCUCACACUUGCUCACUCGAUGGGGGAGAUGAUGUAUCAGAAAGGCCUCAGAAUUUGA
Messenger RNA from Suillus bovinus, 684 nucleotides. RefSeq lists its product as uncharacterized. The transcript is spliced from 3 exons. The record is from RefSeq and is a predicted model, not a curated record. Lineage: Eukaryota; Fungi; Basidiomycota; Agaricomycetes; Boletales; Suillaceae. The coding region runs from base 1 to 684 and encodes 227 amino acids.